Paralichthys olivaceus (Japanese flounder) is the source of this 1006-nucleotide messenger RNA. The record is from RefSeq and is a predicted model, not a curated record. NCBI's taxonomy places the organism in Eukaryota, Metazoa, Chordata, Actinopteri, Pleuronectiformes, Paralichthyidae.
GUGUGGCGGUCUGUGGGCUGGCGUCUCGUCGCUCUCUCUCUCUCUCUGUAUGGUCUCCUGUACCUGUAUGAGAAACUGACCUGGACUGACAUCAGCAGGGAGCGUGUUCUGAAGCAGCAGUUUGUGGAGCACGCCGCCCGCCGCCUCAGAACCGUCAUCCCCGUCACAAGCUCCGCCUGCAGUCAGCAGGUGUGCAAGGAACUGAUGGCGACGUUCAGCCGCCUGAGUCAGAGAGUCGACCUGAGCGAAGCCGAGCUGGAGGGAAACGUCCGACAGCUGAGCCUCAGGAUCCAGAGACUGGAGAACAUCCAGAGGAGGUCGAAGGCCUUCAGGAACAGAGCCACAGAGCUGGAGACUCAGCUGGAGGACUUCUCUGUUCGGUACCUGCAGGCAAACUGAAGAAUUACACCUGGACAGUGUUCUGCUGAUGAGCAGCGCCCCCUGCUGACAGAAUCAGCAGACCAGCCGCUCAAACGGAGACGAGGAAGACUCUGACGUCAGUGUUUCUCACAGAACAGAACCUGUGGUCAGACACUGCGUGUGCCUGUAGGGGGAGCACUAACCUGUUCUAACGAACAAAUCACACUGGUCCUUUAAAGAUCAAAGGGAUUUCGUGACGCUGCUGUGUCCUAAUAUUUUCAUAUAAAACUAGAAACUGUGUCUUUCACAAAAUACACAAACACACAAGUAACACACACAUACACAAACCAAUAAAUACAAACUAUCGAAACCAGAAACAAAUAAACACAUGGAUGGUAAUAAGUAGAAAAAUGAGAACUAAAUACUUGAAUAUUUUAUCUGAUACUUGAAAAUAUACUCUGGUUGACAAAUAGAUGAUUGUUGAUCGAUUGAGCAUUAACUCAGAGAACUGUAGUUACUCACAGUUAUGAGUCAUUAAUGUGUUGCUCUUGAUGUUUGUUCUGAUCAGAACUUUUAUUUUGAAUAAUCACGAGUUUCACAUCUGAUACAAAAUAAAUCUGUGUUGUUGAUUUGAUUUUGUUCCAGG